This is a messenger RNA of Raphanus sativus (radish), 1655 nucleotides long. RefSeq names its product ureide permease 4. NCBI's taxonomy places the organism in Eukaryota, Viridiplantae, Streptophyta, Magnoliopsida, Brassicales, Brassicaceae. Gene Ontology annotation, cellular component: membrane. Bases 273 to 1526 code for a protein of 417 amino acids. Gene Ontology annotation, molecular function: allantoin:proton symporter activity; uracil:monoatomic cation symporter activity. The record is from RefSeq and is a predicted model, not a curated record. The transcript has 7 exons. Gene Ontology annotation, biological process: nitrogen compound transport.
GUUGAACCACUUGUCAAAUUCAGACUCAAAGUCCAAAUUUAUCUGAGCUCUCGUUUGGUCUUAUUAGGCUGAGCAUGCCGAUGUGUCUUAAAGUUCUCUAUUGACACACAUGUAGCCUUCUCCACGCAACCAUCACAAGCACACAUGCAGUUACAGAGAAGAACCGGUUUCGAUAUACCGGACAGGACUUGAAAGCGGUGGGGGUAACCGCGUAAGAGGCAAAGCCCAUAAAUAUAUCAAGAGUCUUUGUGUUACAGAAGCAAAGAGAAGAGAUGUAUGUGAUUGAGAGCAAAGUAGCAGCUAUAGGAUGUAUGAUACUCUCGUUAUGUUGCUUGGGAAGCUGGCCAGCGGUUUUGACUCUCUUGGAGAGAAGAGGUCGUCUUCCUCAACAUACUUUUCUUGAUUUCACAACCGCUAAUCUCUUGGCCGCUAUCGUGAUCGCAUUUACACUCGGUGAGGUUGGGAAAAGCACGUUUCAAACACCUGACUUCACCACUCAGCUCUCUCAAGAUAAUUGGCCGUCGGUGUUGCUUGCGGUGGUUGGCGGUGUGCUUUUAAGCGUUGGGAAUUUAGCGACUCAAUACGCUUUAGCGUUUGUCGGUUUACCGGUCACCGAAGUUAUAACCGCAAGCAUCACCGUUGUCAUUGGGACGACGUUGAACUAUUUCUUGGACGACAAGAUAAACAAAGCAGAGGUUCUUUUCCCAGGAGUAGGUUGCUUUCUGAUCGCUGUCUUCCUUGGCGCUGCGGUCCACUAUUCUAACGCAGCUGAUGUCAAAGCCAAACUCGAGUCUUUACCUGGCGAGUAUAAAGCUGGGACACAAGAUUUCUAUUCUUCCAUUAAAAAAGGUGAAGACAACCCCGAGAAAGGUUUGUCCUUACCCUUAACAGAGGAACCCGAUCUCGAGUCUCAUGAGAAACCAGUAGAAAAGGCGAAAGCAGGGACCGCAGGAUUCUUUGUGGAGCUAGAGAACAAAAGAGCAAUCAAGGUCUUUGGAAAGAGCACAAUGAUCGGACUCUUCUUAACCCUCUUCGCUGGGACCUGCCUCUCUCUGUUCUCUCCUGCAUUCAACUUGGCAACAAACGAUCAGUGGAGCACAUUGCCGAGAGGCGUACCUAAGCUAGUUGUCUACACUGCCUUCUUCUACUUCUCCAUCGCGGGUUUUCUCAUCGCGUUGAUUCUAAACCUCAUCUUUCUUUACCGGCCUAUGGCAGGCUUAGCGAGAUCAUCGCUUAAGAAAUAUGUGAAAGACUCUAAAGGUAGGAGUUGGGCUGUCUUUGCUGGCUUCUUGUGUGGGUUUGGUAAUGGUUUGCAGUUCAUGGGAGGUCAAGCUGCUGGAUACGCGGCCGCAGACUCUGUCCAAGCACUUCCUCUUGUGAGCACGUUUUGGGGUAUAAUUUUGUUUGGAGAGUAUCGGCGAUCGUCGAGGAGAACCUAUGUGCUUCUUGUAAGCAUGUUGGUCAUGUUUGUGGCGGCCGUGGCAAUUCUCAUGGCGUCUUCUGGUCGCCGUGGUCACCGAAAAUGAUGACAAUAUUUUCUUAUAUAGUUUUAGUAUACGUUCGAGUGCUUGUUAUGAAUAUCAAUAAUCGAACGUUAUUGUUUUUAUUUUUAUUUUCUAAUCAAGUUGGAAAAUACAAUAUAGUUUCUCAUUCUA